Molecule: messenger RNA, 3035 nt
Organism: Polistes dominula (European paper wasp)
Lineage: Eukaryota; Metazoa; Arthropoda; Insecta; Hymenoptera; Vespidae
Gene: Nf-YA
Product: nuclear factor Y-box A
Biological process (GO): regulation of DNA-templated transcription
Cellular component (GO): CCAAT-binding factor complex
Molecular function (GO): DNA-binding transcription factor activity; DNA binding
Source: RefSeq, a predicted model, not a curated record
CAAAUUAUCAAACAUCAACGGGAUAGACAUACGCUCGCGCGUGGACCUUCCUCCUCGCGAAUUUCUCUCCUAUCAUCUCAAAAUUAUCUCGCCUGCUAACGACGCUCGAAAUGCCGUUCCGCACGGCCAUGUUUGUCGUGAGAAACGUUUCACCGACUUAUUCUAUCGUCAACCAUGCAAUCGUAUUUGAGACACGUUUUCUUCGACGCCUUCUUAAACCUCCUUAAAAAAAUCAGUUUUCUACCGAUGUCUGGAUCACGCCCUCGAGUUUAGUGCUUUUCGAAAUAAGUUUAACUACGAAGUAGACUCUUCCUUUGUGAUUAUUAGCGAUAGCAUCGGUGAAAACGCCAGCCCUCGUGCAAGGUCUUUUGAGUAACAUACACGACAACGCAGCCCUCGAUUCCGUCUGCCCUCGAGUAUCUUUCUCUCUCUCUAUCUUUUUCUCUUUCACACACAUAUACAAGAGCGCGCGCGUUCUCUUUCGCUCGCUCGUUAACUCCCUCGCUCUUGCAUUUUAUUGUACUCUUUCUCUCUUUCAUGGCUACCUUCUCUUCCUCUCUCUCUCUCUUCCUCUUCCUCUUCCUCUUCCUCUUUCUCUUACUUUUCUAGCAUGCACCUCGUGCCUAUUUCCCGACCUGCACGUGGGUUCAAUCUGGACUGCAUGCAUACGCCACGUUGGCGUUUCAAAACAUCGCUAAUGAUGAUGAUAAAUAGCAUCGAUUAAUAAUUUAUUUCAACUAUAAUGUUUCCAAAUGAGAAACUACACUUUCUUUUAAUGAAAAUUCACAAUGGAACAGCUAGGAGAAGGACAAGCGGUUGUUGUUGGGAGUACUGGUGGAACAGUGCAAGUUGUUCAAAUGGGACAAGGAGGACAAGCUAUGAUGUUACCUCAAGCAAUACAAGCUAUACAAGCUCCCAAUGGACAAAUUCAAGUUGUUCCAGUUUCCAGUCUCACUAAUACAGGUCAACAAAUAGUUAUACAGCAACCACAAACGCCUCAAAUUAUUCAAACUCCUGAUGGACAGACUUAUAUUUAUCAACCCGUUCAAAUAGAAGGCCAGGUUCAACAGACUCAACCUACUGUUAUAAACAUCAAUGGAAAUCUUAUGCAAAUAGCUGGUACUACUUCGCAAACUGCAACUACAGCUGCAACAACAGCACCAGUUCAACCAUUAGCUAGCCCUACAGCAACAGCAUCGCAAGCAGGAAAUGUUGUAAUGAUGGUACCAGGAAAUAGCGGUCAAACUCAAUUUCAAAGAGUAGCAUUACCUAAUGCAGAAUUCUUGGAAGAAGAACCUUUAUACGUAAAUGCCAAGCAAUACAGACGUAUAUUAAAAAGGCGUCAAGCACGAGCCAAAUUAGAAGCGGAAGGAAAAAUUCCAAAGGAAAGACCAAAAUAUCUACACGAGUCUCGUCAUCAACAUGCAAUGAAAAGAAUUCGUGGAGAAGGUGGUCGUUUUCAUUCAGGUCAAGUGAAGAAACGAAAGUAAGUGUUUGUGCAUUGUAAAUUUGAACUUACAUCUCUCUUCUAAGAAGUAUAGUCUCGGAUUAUGCAUACAAGAGAGUAAUGGUUCCAGUAAAGUGAAUAUAAAAUUACAUUGCAAAUGAUCUAGUUAAAUCAACGCCAAAUUCUGUUGAUUACUAGAAUGAAUAAUAGAAGGUUGUAAAAUAUUACGAUUAAAAACUUGAUAAUUCAAAACUUGUGUCAUCGGAGUAUAAACUAUAGAAACGUGCAUUCUCCUUGUAUACAUUUCGAUAUCAGAUGUAAAAUUAAUGAAGAAAAUACUACUCGGAAUAUGUGCGUGCGUGUGUAUAAAAAGUUGGAAGAGAUAUUUUAGCGUUUAUUACUUAUUACUUUUUCUAUGAUAUUUAAUUGUAAUCAAUGGAAGAAAGUCUGAUUUAAUUGAAAGAUAGAAAAAUCGUAGAGAUGCACCAAUCUUUCUAACAGUCUACCUACUGUAGAUAUUUAUUUAAAAGGAGACUGUGAAAAAGAGAGAUGUGUUUAAAAGGAGGAUAUGAAGAAAAUCAAACGUCUGAGAAGUAAUGAAAUUGAAUUCAUAUAUGUGCGUAUUCGUAAUUAAUAAUAAGUACGAACUUCGAACAUAUAUGCUAACUUUUGUAAAUAAAUAUCUUUCUUCUCUCUCUCUCUCUCUCUUUCUCUCUCUCUCUCUCUCUCUUUUAACACGAUGAAAUGUUGGAUAAAAACUUUGAUCUUUCGUUCAAAUUUGUAAAUACUAAUAAAAACGAACACAAAGGCAAAACUAUAUAUACAAUAAAUAAAAUGUGAUGUUUGUCUGUAAUAUUUUUCUAGCACUUAUUUGCCGUGCAUAUCGAAUGUGAGCUUGGUAAAUCAUAGUUAAAAAUUGGAUUGUGUUAGAAAUGAUAAUACGAUUACGAUAUACGAUACAUUAAGAUUAAUUAUUAAAAUACUACUUAAUUGCAAUUCAUACGAUACAUAAUUAUUUGAGAAAUUCACUUUGAUCGUAUAUCGUCGAUCGUAUAUCGACAUAAUCGAUUGAGAGACUGAAUUAAUAAUUUAUUACACAUCACACACAUGUUAAAUAACCAUUACUGUGUUUGAUUUUAAAUAUAUCACUAUUCGAUACAUUUAUUUACUUUCUUUGUUAAUUCAAAGUAAUUAUUUGUAUAUAUAUAUAUGUAUUUUCAAGUGCAAGUACAAUCAAAUUUAGAUUAUUUGUAAAUCUUUAUGAAACUCAAUUAUGUAUUAUUAUAUGUUGAGUUUAAAGAUGGGAAAAGAAAAUAAGAAGAUAGAAAAGAGAAAUAAUGGAUUAUUUAUGCAUAGUGGCUUAUUUAUAUAUUUAUGUAUAUACAUGAUGGUAUACGUAAAUAUAUAUAUGUACAUAUAACAUCGAUUUUUACAUAAUUAAUUAAAUAUUUUUGCCCAAGUAAUAAAAAAUUUAACAUGGGACAUAUUAAUCUAAGGGAUAGUUCAAUUAUAUCAUCAAUAAUUGAUUAAAAUGAUACAUUUUGAAGCUUUCUUCUUUUCAAGAUCAAUUGACUUGUGAAUUUGAUAU